This is a messenger RNA of Closterium sp. Yama58-4, 1065 nucleotides long. The record is from the annotation of a GenBank genome assembly. NCBI's taxonomy places the organism in Eukaryota, Viridiplantae, Streptophyta, Zygnematophyceae, Desmidiales, Closteriaceae.
AUGGCCGAGGGGGAGAGACAGAAGGGGAAGGAUGGAGGGGGAGGAACAGAGGGGGGAGGGCAGAGAGUGGGAGACGAAGGACCUCCCUUUCUCCCACCAGCUCUGUUUACCUUUGCCUCACCUGCUUCCCCCCUCCCUCCUCCCUGCUUCCCCCCUCCCUCCUCCCUGCUUCCCCCCUCCCUCCUCCCUGCUUCCCCCCUCCCUCCUCCCUGCUUCCCCCCUCCCUCCUCCCUGCUUCCCCCCUCCCUCCUCCCUGCUUCCCACCUCCCUCCUCCCUGCUUCCCCCCUCCCUCCUCCCUGCUUUCCCCCCCCCCUCCCUCCUCCCCCCUCCCUCCUCCCUGCUUCCCCCCUCCCUCCUCCCUGCUUCCCCCCUCCCUCCUCCCUGCUUCCCCCCUCCCUCCUCCCUGCUUCCCCCCUCCCUCCUCCCUGCUUCCCCCCUCCCUCCUCCCUGCUUCCCCCCUCCCUCCUCCCUGCUUCCCCCCUCCCUCCUCCCUGCUUCCCCCUCCCUCCUCCCUGCUUCCCCCCCCCUCCUCCCUGCUUCCCCCCCCUCCCUGCUUCCCCCCUCCCCCUCCCUGCUCCCCCUCCCCCCCCUCCCUGCUUCCCCCCUUCCCCCCUCCCUCCGCCCUGCUUCCCCCCUCCCUCCUCCCUGCUUCCCCCUCCCUCCUCCCUGCUUCCCCCCUCCCUCCGCCCUGCUUCCCCCCUCCCUCCUCCCUGCUUCCCCCCUCCCUCCUCCUUGCUUCUCCUCUCCCUCCUCCCUGCUUCCCCCCUCCCUCCUCCCUGCUUCCCCCCUCCCACCGCCCUGCUUUUCCCCCUCCCUAUGCCCUGCUUCCCCCUCCCUAUGCCCUGUUUCCCCCCUCCCUCCGCCCUGCUUCCCCCCUCCCUUCGCCCUGCUUUCCCCCUCCCUCUGCCCUGCUUCCCCCCACCUCCGCCCUGCAUACCCCCACCCUCAUAGAGGUGCGCGUCACGCACCCACCUCCCAUCACGAGUCAGAGGUUGAAGGACAAUGGGGAGAGGGGGAAGGACAGAGGGGGAGACAGAACAGUUUGGGCUGACGCAGUGGGUUAA